This is a messenger RNA of Bufo bufo (common toad), 1379 nucleotides long. RefSeq names its product Epstein-Barr virus induced 3 (gene EBI3). Gene Ontology annotation, cellular component: external side of plasma membrane; membrane; signaling receptor complex. Gene Ontology annotation, molecular function: cytokine binding; cytokine receptor activity. Gene Ontology annotation, biological process: cytokine-mediated signaling pathway. Lineage: Eukaryota; Metazoa; Chordata; Amphibia; Anura; Bufonidae. The record is from RefSeq and is a predicted model, not a curated record. Bases 153 to 1100 code for a protein of 315 amino acids. The transcript has 6 exons.
CCGACUAGUAGGAGGAUCUGAUGUACGGUAGGUACUCUCAGGCUCCACACACAAAACAUCGCUUUUCAACAGGAGUACUCUUACACUUCAGUUUUUAGACUGACACCACAUUUUAUGGUAGGGAUUGUUGUCGCUUUGUUCAAGACUCAAGAAUGAUCUGGAUAAUCACUUUCACAGCAAUACUUCUGCUUCCUGCUUAUGAAUUUUCUGAGGAUAAAGAGGCUAUUCCAAUUAUUCAGCAGUUUGGGCAACUAGGAAAGGAGGUCAUACUGCACUGUCAUACUUCUUUCCCUUAUGUUGAAUGGAGAUUUACUGGAAGAAAAAUUGAGAACAGUAAUUACAUAAAUUUUAAUGGAAGCCGCCAUCUAACUCUAACACACCCAAAGAAACACCACAGCGGUAAUUACAGUUGUCAUUGCCCUCGCAGCAACAAGACUUUAUCCCUAACAGAACUGCAACUUGGACUUCCUCCAGAAAAGCUCCAUAUCCAAUGUUGGUCUUCUAGUUACCCAAAGAACGUCAAUUGUACCUGGGACCUCCAGCCUGAUACCAACUUACAUACCACUUUCCUUACAACCUACAGGUUGGGGUUGAUGGGUCCAAAGCCACCUGAAAAGUGUAUGCAGCUUGAAAAGAAUCCAAACAGCUGCCUGAUAAGUAACUUUCAGAUGUUUGAAGAGUUUCCGUAUCUUCUUAAUGUGACAGCCCUCAACCAGCUGGGAUCGAUAACGCAACUGCACUAUUUCUUCAUGGAGAACAUCAUACGUCCUGAUCCACCAGUCAAUGUCAGCAUAUCCUCCAUAUGCCGAGAAAGCAAGAAAUUAUAUGUACAAUGGCAGCCUCCACCUUCUUGGCCAUAUCUGGAGAUCUUUCCACUGAAGUACAAGGUCCGGUACAGAAAGGCGGGUUAUAAAUUCUUCACAAUGGUUGGACCUUAUGAACAGACAUCUUUAGUUCUCACUGGAAUUCGACCAGGGUCCACUGUUUUUGUCCAGGUGGCUGCCAAAGAAUUUACUGACCUGGGGCACAGCAGUGAUUGGAGUGAAGUAGUCACCGGUCAUCCAUGGAAACCAUUUGAUUUUACAUGUUUCCCUAAUUAAUCAAGAGAUGAUUACACAAUGGCUCCUUCUGCAUCAAAAAAUUCUAAUUGAUAAGAUAUAAGAUACACGACACCAAUGCAUAUCUUCUAUAUGCUGUAUACUCUACAAUUGACCGGGCAUAUCUCAAUAUAUUUCCCACUUUCAAAACAAAAUUGAAAAAAAUUAUUUUCAGGGAUCCAUAUGAUCCGAUUCAUUCACUCAUACUUCCCCACUUUGGGAUAAAAGUUGCAUAAAGGGAAUGUGUCAUCAAAAACUGACCUAUUGUUUAAAUCAAGUUUU